Sander lucioperca (pikeperch) is the source of this 860-nucleotide messenger RNA. RefSeq lists its product as uncharacterized. Bases 63 to 860 code for a protein of 265 amino acids. NCBI's taxonomy places the organism in Eukaryota, Metazoa, Chordata, Actinopteri, Perciformes, Percidae. The record is from RefSeq and is a predicted model, not a curated record. The transcript is spliced from 6 exons.
GUCCAUGUUAUUCCUUUUUUGAUGAUAAAUAAAUACCCCUUUUCUUUCUUUCUACAUUAAGGAUGCCUUUUCAUCUAAUUGAAUUUCAAACAAGCGAGGACAAUCAAUAUCAGACCGGCUGCAACACCUCUGAGCUACAGUCUGAGGCAGAGCAGGAGGGUGAGCUGCCAGAGAAAAGAGUCAGGAAGCCAGUCCAUCGUUUUGGGGACUCUGAUGAGAGUGAAAAAGAGCCAGAAAAUUGUGACUUAGCUUCUCUUAGGUCGCCACGACCUUCCAACUCGCCUGGUGUAUCAGUUGAAGUCUCAAGCCCAAGCCAAUUACACUGGCAGACUCCACCAUCUCGCCGAGUGCCAGGCAGCAGAGUCACUACUCCUCAACCUGGAGGAAACUGUCUAGCACCUGACCAUGGGGCCGGACCGCAACACCCUUCACCACCUCAACUCCCUGCACUCGCAUUUAACAUGCGGAGAGUUACUCAAGGAACGGCAGUCCCUCCUCAACUCCCUCCACCCCCCGCACCAGCCCUCAACAUGCGGCGAACAGAAGAGCCCUCUUCAAGCCUUGCCUACAGACCAACAUGGCGAGGGGGAAGAAUGACCGAUACCAUUCCCUGCUCUGCGGCUGAGGUCCAUAUCCUUAGCCUGCUGGAGACCAUUAAACAGCAACAAGACCAGCUUGUGGGAAGGGUGAACUACCUCAGCAGCAGGCUGAACAGCACCCCGGGGCCAGAUGUUGAGAUGCCCGACAAUAUCCAGUUUCCCCUGGAACAAUUGGAGGCAGUGGAGGCAUUUGAAAUGUUUUUAAAGGAACCGUCAAAUGGCCCAGCUCGACAGAGUGGUGAGUUUUCUUACUUAAUAUGA